UUUUCUGGAUAUGCCGCAGAAGGAUCCGUGCCAGAAGCAAGCCUGUGAGAUACAGAAAUGUUUACAAGCCAACAGCUACAUGGAAUCAAAGUGUCAGGCUGUCAUCCAAGAACUGCGUAAGUGUUGUGCUCAGUAUCCCAAGGGAAGAUCUGUCGUCUGUUCAGGAUUUGAAAAAGAAGAGGAAGAAAAGCUAACACUGAAGUCUGCAUCAAAGUAAAGUUCUUCUGAAGCUGCUCCAUGUUUCCACCAAAUGAAUUUUUUUUAUCCUCCUGACUUUCUUCAGGCCAGGUAGCAGCAAAUAGCAAAUGAAAAAGUCAGCUAGAAAAGUUAAUGAAUAUGCCAUCUAUGCAGAACAGGCAGAAAUAUAAACACAUUAAAAGACAAAUAUGUAGAAUGUAAUAUACUGAGCUGCUAAAAUAAACCUGUUUAAGAGAAAAA
Messenger RNA from Pan troglodytes (chimpanzee), 438 nucleotides. It is a transcript of the gene CMC4, whose product is annotated as C-X9-C motif containing 4. Bases 11 to 217 code for a protein of 68 amino acids. Gene Ontology annotation, cellular component: mitochondrial intermembrane space. The transcript has 2 exons. Lineage: Eukaryota; Metazoa; Chordata; Mammalia; Primates; Hominidae. The record is from RefSeq and is a predicted model, not a curated record.